Messenger RNA from Clunio marinus, 477 nucleotides. The record is from the annotation of a GenBank genome assembly. Lineage: Eukaryota; Metazoa; Arthropoda; Insecta; Diptera; Chironomidae.
AUGAUGUUCCUUUGGCAAUUCUUUGCAGCUACUAUGAUUGCUGGAUUUGAUUCGUUCUUCAUCUUAGUGACAUUUCAUUGUGUCGCUAAAAUGUCUGUUUGCUGUUCAAAAGCAUCAAGAAUCGAUGGAAAAACUGAUGAAAAUUUCAUUUCUGAUUUGGUUGAAAAACAUUUACGUGUUAUGGAAAUGAUCAGAAUGUCUGCAAGAAUAUUCAACCAAACAUGCUUUCAUCAACUUUUCACAACAUUUGGCGUCAUAUGUGAGAAGUUUCAAGAGUCGAUUUAUUGUUCGAAAUGGUAUGAAAUUGAAAGCAUUUCAGAUAGAAAGAAAAUUCUGUUCAUGUUGAUGAUGUCACAACGUAGAAAGGAAUAUUCGUUCUUUGGAAUUAAACCUUUGAACUUGGAAACCUUUGCAUAUGUCGUCAAGCAAGCUUACACUUUUACAAAACAAAAAAGUUUUUUGUAUGGAGGCACUUGA